AUGGAGAAAGCUAACAACGAAAUAAGUCAGUUCCAAAAGAAGAGGAGAAUGCGAAAUUGCCGCAAGAAACGGAGGAGACAAGAGCGAGCGUUAGCCAACCGCAUGGUUAAUGAAGAGGUUUUAGCGCAGAAAGUAAAUGCAGCCGUGAAGGAGCAGAAAGCACUCGCUGAGAAAUAUUUACCAAGUGGAAAAACAUUUCUAAAGAAGCAAACGAACUUCGACGUAAAAUACCGGCACAAAGUCGCAAGAGAAAGGUAUGAUUUUGCUUCAAGAAUAGUUGGAAUGUGAUAUAUUUUGGAUACAGUAAUAUAUUUAUUAUAGACCUAGCCCUAAGCCCAGGACACCCCCACUCUAAUACUGCACCCCCUGUAUACUUCACAUACAGGUAUACUGCUGUAAAUAGAUUUAUUAAAUAUCAUUGAAGUUCAUGCUAGUUAAAUCAAUAAGUUCUCUUCUCUAUUGUACAAUUAAGCAUCCUCUCCAAUAAAUUCCCACUCAAAUGUGCCAAGGGAGGGGGGGGGGGAUGGUUAUUACAUGAUUUGUGGUGCUGUGUAACCCAUCAAUUCAUGUGGUGACACCUAGACUACAGUACAUAAAGUAAAGGUAAAGGUAAAAAUAUUUUACAACAUUUAUUAUUGAAAAUAUCAAGUGUCGGAUAUUAAAUAUUAACUGAGACCAGUGAUUCUGAAAGGAAACAGUAUGUUUUGCUGACUGAGGCAUACAGUGUUUGACAAAACAUGCUGUUUCCCAAAAACAACAACAACAACAUCAGUCAAUAAUAUUUCAUUAUACUUGUGUGUAAAAAUUGUCCAAAUCAUUGAAACAAACUAUAUACAUGCCCUCAUGGUUUUUGCCAGGAUUAGCAACAUUCAUGCAAUUUUGGCAAAAUGUCAAACAUCACUAGUACUGUUAUACCUUAAUACACCCUUCUGGAAUGUGCAGAACAUCAUUGGCUGUAGAGUAUAGAAUCUCGUUUUCAGGUAUAUGAUGUAAAACCUAGCAUCUCAACCAUGAAAACAUGGCUCUGUAGCCAAGACGAUGUACUUUCUGGAAGCAUGUAUUGUACUCACCACCACAUAAUAACUUAUACCAAUAAAUAUUGAGAGGGAUUAAAAGUACAAUACCAGAUUUACUAUUUGUUGGCUACAUUAAUUUUUACAUAGAAAUUUAAUUCUAUUACUAAUGUUAUAGGUUUCAAUGGAUACUGCUGCAACUGGUAAUGCCUCACUAACCAAAAUGAGUAUUGCUUCAGUAAAACAAAUAAGGCCAUAUGAGUGGUUGCCAUUGGAAGUAAAUAACUCAGCCACUAUUCCUGUUGGCUCUGGAACCUAUGGGGAUUGUUUUCUUAAAACGUUUAAGAGAUUUGGGAUUACUGUUGUUUAG
Molecule: messenger RNA, 1383 nt
Organism: Paramuricea clavata
Lineage: Eukaryota; Metazoa; Cnidaria; Anthozoa; Malacalcyonacea; Plexauridae
Source: the annotation of a GenBank genome assembly